Molecule: messenger RNA, 948 nt
Organism: Alligator sinensis (Chinese alligator)
Lineage: Eukaryota; Metazoa; Chordata; Crocodylia; Alligatoridae
Product: olfactory receptor 1009-like
Exons: 1
Coding region: 1-948 (315 amino acids)
Biological process (GO): sensory perception of smell; G protein-coupled receptor signaling pathway
Cellular component (GO): membrane
Molecular function (GO): olfactory receptor activity; G protein-coupled receptor activity; odorant binding
Source: RefSeq, a predicted model, not a curated record
AUGGAUGGAGGAAACUGCACCCAGGUGACUGAAUUCCUCUUCACAGGAUUCAGAGAACAUCCAGGGUUUCAAGUCACCCUCUUUGUGCUGUUCCUCCUAAUCUAUGUGAUCACCCUAAUGGGAAACCUUGGUAUGGUCUUUUUGAUCAGAACUGACGCUCGGCUUAAAAUCCCCAUGUAUUAUUUCCUUGGUAAUUUGGCUGUUGUAGAUUUCUGUUUUUCUACAGUUGUUACCCCCAACAUGCUGGCUGAUCUGUUAGCAGAUAAGAAAGCCAUUUCUUACUCUGGAUGUGUGGCUCAGGUUUUCCUUUUAUGUUUCUUUGGGGUAGCAGAGUGUUUCCUCCUAGCAACAAUGGCAUAUGACCGUUAUGUGGCUAUCUGUGCCCCACUAAUGUAUACUGUCACCAUGUCCCCAAGGCUCUGUGCUCAGCUGGUAAUUGGGUCACUCAUAGCUGGGUGGUUAAAUGGAAUGGCACAAGCAACAGGCAUAUUACAAUUAACCUUCUGUGGCCCCAAUGUCAUUAACCUCUUCUUCUGUGACGUCUCCCCACUGUUAUCACUCUCCACUUCUGAUGCCACGAUAAGUCAUAUUGUCCUACUAACUGUGGCUAUUGGGUUUGGUAUGUGCAGCAGCUUCAUUGUCCUCACCUCCUACAUUUUUAUCCUCUCUGCCAUCCUGAGAAUGCACUCCACUGAGGGCAAACGCAAAGCCUUCAACACCUGCACCUCCCACCUGACAGUGGUUAGCAUUUUCUAUGGCACUUGUCUCUUUAUUCAUGUGAAACCCAGAACAAAUGACAGGCACCCAGAGGACAAAUGGGCCUCAGUGUUCUACACAGUGGUGACUCCCAUGCUGAACCCCCUGAUCUACAGCCUGAGGAACAAGGAAGUGAAGGAUGCCUUGAAAAGAGUGAUAUCAAGGACAAAAAUUUCUAGUAUUACAAACUAA